This is a messenger RNA of Belonocnema kinseyi, 657 nucleotides long. RefSeq lists its product as uncharacterized. The transcript has a single exon. NCBI's taxonomy places the organism in Eukaryota, Metazoa, Arthropoda, Insecta, Hymenoptera, Cynipidae. The record is from RefSeq and is a predicted model, not a curated record. The coding region runs from base 1 to 657 and encodes 218 amino acids.
AUGAACAAUUCCGUUUUUGGAAAGAAAAUUGAAAACUUUAAGAUAAAGAAAAAUGUCAAGCUUGUGACAAAAUGGGAGGAGAAGUAUGAUGCAAACGCUCUAAUUGUUAAGCCAAACUUGCACAGCUGUACAAUAUUUGAUGAAAAUAUAGUCAUUAUUGAAAUAAACAAAACGAAGAUUUUCUUCAAUAAGCCUAACUACAUUGACUUCACAGCCCUUGACACGUCAAAAAUUAUCACAGACGAUUUUCAGUACAAACAUAUUCUAUCAAACUUUGGAAAUUCUGCGAAAUUGUUAUAUACAGAUACAGACAGUCUGAUCUAUCAAUACACUGUUCCCAACUUUUACGAAUAUAUUAAACAAGACAUCCAUAAAUUUAAUACAUCGGAUUAUCAACCAGACAAUGUUUACGGAAUUCCUCCAAAGAAUAAAAAAGCGUUGGGACUAAUGAAAGAUGAAUGCAACGGAAAAAUAAUAACUGAAUUUGUGGGCCUGAGAUCAAAGUUAUAUGCAUAUAAAGUCUUGGGGGAACAAGAAGAUGAAAAAAAGACAGCCAAAGAUAUAAAAGGAUCAACAUCAAAAACCAUAACAUUCGAUGAUUAUAAGCUGACUCUCAUUUCUUGUCAGAAUCUGAUUAAAACACAACACCUAAUCUGA